AUGGCCUUAUAUGCAAAAUUCAUGAAAUAUUUGCUGUCCAAGAAUAAGUCCUUGAAGGGAGGCCAAACAGUGGUGAUGACUAAGGAGUACAGUGCCAUUAAUCAGAGGAACUUGUCAACAAAGAAGAAAGAUCUAGGGAGUUUUCAAAUUCCUUGCACUAUUGGCAAUACUACCUUUGACAGAGCUUUAUGCGAUUUAGGGGUAAGUAUUAAUCUAAUGCCUUUAUGUGUGAUGAAGAGGUUGCAAAUUCAAGAGUUGAAUCCCACUAAAAUAGUUCUACAAAUGGCAGACAAAUCAAUCAAGCAUGCACAUGGAGUAGUUGAAAAUAUCUUGGUCAAAGUGGAAAAAUUUUUCCUCCCAGUGGACUUUGUCAUUCUUGAUAUGGAGGAAGAUGAGCAUGCCUCAAUCAUUAUAGGAAGACCUUUCCUAGCCACUGGAAGAGCCCUUAUUGAUGUUGAAAAGGGUGAGUUAAUGUUGAGGGUUUAG
This is a messenger RNA of Arachis ipaensis, 486 nucleotides long. The record is from RefSeq and is a predicted model, not a curated record. Lineage: Eukaryota; Viridiplantae; Streptophyta; Magnoliopsida; Fabales; Fabaceae.